AUGGCGGCCCAUAGGGAAGGCUUCCCCGCUGUAUCCAUUGGACGAAGCCAAGGCUCCGAAUUGUUGACAGCACAUCCUCUGCUUUCACCUUCAUCUCCCAAUCACUCAUCUGAUGCCCAUUCGAAGCAACGUAGCCCAAGCCCCAGCCGAAAUGGACCCCACUAUGUCCCCUAUACACCGAGGCAACGUGGUCCGCCUACAGGCCUCACAACGACGGGUAUGACAACGCACCCCUCGGUAGCUGCUCCGGCUCCCAAUCAGCAGGGUGGUGCGACAAGCAAGUUGCAGAUGGUCAACCUCAAAGCUGCGGCGCAAAAUGUCGGUCUAGAUGCCGGUAGUGUUGGUUGGGCGAUCCUGGAGAAACUUGUGAUAUCAGAAGGUGGAGAGUGGACUGAAAUUUGGAGUGCGCUGGCUGUCGGAAAGGCUACAUUAUUGCUGCCACUGGAGCCGAUUGCUCACAACGACAAGAUAACCACAGAAUUUGUAAAAGACCAUAUCAUUCUGUGUGAUGGACCUUCGCGCAAAAACGCUCAUAUUGUUACCUUGUCUGGUUUACGCGGCACACUUGACGGAAAUACGCUGACGCUUCGGUCCACCCUCCACCCGUCAUCCAAGGUCUUUCUGGACUUGCUUUCACCUGUAACUCGUCCAUCAGCGCUGGCGAAUAUUGCCCCACUUCCCCAUUUGCCCACCGCGACACCUUAUCCUGAAUUUGGUGUUCCAUCAUACACUUCAGGUCUCCCUCUCCCACCUAGAAUCCCCCCUCCACUUCCCCCACGGCCGAGCAUAUCGCGGGGAACACAGCUUUCUGCGAGUCCCCAAUCUCUUCCUUCCCGCCUGCCCAACCCGUUUGCAUCUCUUUUUGGUUCCCAUGGCGGCAAACACCCGCAGCAAUCUCUCCAGACCCAACAGCAGGCCUCGCCACCAGCAUCUCUUCACGAAGCAAUCCAUCCGGACCAACCGCUUGACGUUCCCGCCUUCACGAUAGCCCGCAGCAUAAUUCGUAGGGACAUUGCCAAAUCCAUUGAUCGUGCUCUUCGUGCUGAAUUGCACGCUUGUUGCGGUUCUCCACCUUGGGUUGCUGAACGGGUGGAUGCUUUUGUUGCGCCAUGGUACCCUUUUUCGCGUGUCAAGUCUGGAGGAAGCGAGAAAGGCACCCUCAGUUUUGUUGUUGGUGAUCCACUCGCAGGGAUGUUGCCUGACGAAAUUGGCGAAAUGGUACAGGGUUUCUAUGCCAAGUUAGAAGAUGACUUGAGAAUUGGAGGUGGCAGGCGGAAAGCUAGCGACACAAGUCAUGACGGGGAACUACAUGAAAAAGAUCAAGAAGAGAAAGAGAGCUGGAUACGCGAGGUGCUUGCUUCUGUGGAGCGAGCCAUUUGUGUUUUGUUUUUUGAUCGGGUGUUUGCGCCUGCGACAUCGGAUGAUCCGUCCCAUGACCAAGCACUUUCAAGUCGCGUCGCGGCUUUGAAUAUGCUCGAUCUCAAUCUAGAACAUCUGGGCGUUGAUGUUCCACCGGAGGCAAACGACGGUUUGGAAAACGUAGUUAAGGCUUGUGGUCAAGUCCUUUCAGGCUUAGAAUUACAUCAAAGCCCAUCAGAGAAAGCUUCCAUUAUGGUACAAGCACACCAGGAAGUUAUCAAUGGCCUGUCCCGGUUACCACGAGUCCGUUUACUCACGGAGGAAGAAGAACGGGCUCGAGCUUCUUCGAAAAAGCCGCCAACUACGAAUGGUGGCGAGCAACAACCUGAUAUUGUAGUUUCUCCGUCACAACUUUCCCCAUCUGCCGAGAUCUCUGCACAAUUGCCAAUUACGCCGCCCCCCUCCGAACCUGCUGUCGAUACAGUAAAUCCUAGUAUUUCUGAGCCGCCAGCCACAAUAGGAACACAACCAAUACCCUUAGAUGAACAUUUGCCGCGGCCAGAACUGGUUCCCCUGCCACCUUCUUACAUCGAGGAACCCUCAGCAUCAGUCGAAAAGCAAUCUCCUCCGCCAAACAUUCCCAUUCCGACCCCAGUUUCUUCUGAUGUCCUCCUGCCCCUUAUCAUCUUCGCGGUGGUCAAGUCGAAUCCUGCUCGUUUAGUAUCUCAUCUGCUUUACACUCAGCGAUUUCAUGUCACACCCUCUGGCAUAGCCCAAGGCGAAGAAGCUUUCUGUCUCGUGAACCUGAUGGCUGUCGCUGAAUUUUUGGAGAAUGUCGAUUUAGAGGCUUUGGGUCUAGGAAACGCAGGCAUAAGUGCGGCAGACCUUACGCCUAUCCCAAUUGCGCGCAACAGCCCCAAAGUACCGUCAAUCUCUCUUGCGGAGGAAGGUGCUGGUGUUCUUCGGCGUCAGGUCGACACGAUCGCUGGUAGUGCCGGCCGUAUGCUGACUGGUGUAACCGGUGUCGUAGACUCGUCGUUUGGAAUGCUGAAACAGCUUCUGCCUGGGCAGACUCCACCGCCUGUUACUCCCGCUCUUGAUAGCACAUCUGCUGCAGCCCCAUGGAAUCUACCUCAUGCUCGGCCUGGAUUUGGUUUACUGCGCCGCGAAACCGGGUUUUCCAUCGGUGGAAUCAACAUCGGGGGACGGUCAGAAGAGAAGAAGGGCGAAGAAGAAUUGAAAGAAGUUUCGCGACCGGCCAGUUUACAUGCAGGUGAAGCUGGGUCGGAUGUUGGCUCAGAGGAAGAGUCAAUAGAGGAGGAUGAGGAAGAUGGUCGGUAUGAUGGGGAAGCUGGGUCUCAGUACGACGCGCGCAGCAUUCGUAGCUUUGAGAGCAUGAUGAGUAGGGAGCGGAGGAAAAACCGGGCACCUCGUGGAUCUGGUCGAAAAAGUUUAACCGAUCGACUGGCUCAUGUGUCUGGCCUUGCAGGCUUGAAGUCUUUCAGGGCUCACCUCCCCCCUAGACGAGAGUCACUACUACCCAACCGCUUUGACACGCCCGUAUCAUCACGGCCAAGCUCGCCAGCAGUCCAUGGCGGUGGUUUGCGCAUCUCUCCACCAAACCAGCGCUUCAUGGAUUGCUCGCCUGACGAUUUACGGCUUUCCGAGGUUGCGGAACUGUUGAAAGAGUAUCGGAGGCUGGUAGACGGGAUCAGAGCUGUUGGCGGUUUCAUUGGUGAGGAAUAG
Molecule: messenger RNA, 3105 nt
Organism: Mycena indigotica
Lineage: Eukaryota; Fungi; Basidiomycota; Agaricomycetes; Agaricales; Mycenaceae
Product: VPS9 domain-containing protein
Exons: 8
Coding region: 1-3105 (1034 amino acids)
Biological process (GO): vesicle-mediated transport
Cellular component (GO): cytosol; endocytic vesicle
Molecular function (GO): small GTPase binding; guanyl-nucleotide exchange factor activity
Source: RefSeq, a predicted model, not a curated record